AUGGGUCUUCCCUCCUCUGGAAACCAGAAGGGUCCGGGGUGUGUGAACAUCGUGGUGGGACAUUUUAAAAACCUAGACUCUCGCUUCCCUCUGAAUAAGACACCAUCAAAGCAACGUGACAGGAUCAUUAUAUUAGAAGAGACUUACCAAGGAAACAUUUCUCUCAAAUGCAUGCAAGACACUGAGGAAUUCCUUUCCGAUCUGAAUUCAGUGGAGCCCAGAGAAUACGCUCUAAGAAUGUACGACUCUGUUGGGAAGCUUGGGAGCAACGUUCUGAACGGAAACGUGGACAGGCUGGGCGCCUACAGCGAGUGCCGCUCUGCCCAUGCGCCUUCGGGGCACUUCCAAGGCCGGUACUGCAAGCUUCAGACCCUGCAGGACGGAACUGAAUACAGUGUGGGCGUGUGUGUCCCUGAUUCUUGCACUGAAGCAGACGUGACUGUGAUGUCUCAGUUGGAUAUUUUAAGAUUCAGAAAGACUUCAUUUUUGGCCCCUUCUCUCUCUCUCUUUACCAUCAAUUCUUCCUCCUCAUCUGGCACGGGUGUGGCUAGAUGUGCUCCUGGAACGUUCCCCCUCGACACCUUUGGGACCAUGUGUCUAUGCCUCACUGUGCUGGGCCUCUCCCUUCCCCUGGUGGGGACUGUCUAUGUGGCGGCAAGGGGGCGGGGGUCCGACCGCAGGGAGUCACCCUCACAUCGGGCACAGCCGGCCACUGACGGGAGCCUGCCUCUGAGAGAGACACCGAGGAGUGACCCAGGGAACAGAAUGGAUUGCCUGUCCCAACUCUCGCUCUCUGGAACCCCAAGCAGAGGAAAAAGAUUUUUAGGAGCCGCAGAGCAUGCUCUGAAGUGCUUUUCUUGGCAGAAGAACGCGCCAGCCCUCUGGACCUCAGGGACCCCGAGAGGCAUGUGCUCGGCGCUGAACGGCAUCCGGGCUCUGAGUCUCCUCUGGAUCGUGUCGGGACACACCAGCCAGAUGACCGCAUGGCUGUCUUUGGAUAAUGUGCUUCAGUGGAAAAGCAAAGUGCUUAAAAAUCCGCUGUACCUUUAUUCUCGGAGUGGCCCGUUCUAUCUUGGGGUUGACACCUUCUUCCUGAUCAGUGGCUGGCUAAGUGCAAGAUCAUUUUUAAGGAUGCAUCAGACUUCAGACAAAGGAACAACCUGUCAUGUCAUCCUCAGGUACUUCCUCAGCCGCCUUACAAGGUUGCAGCCUCUUCACAUGUACUCGGUGUGCCUGCUGGUGGGAGCGUUCUCUCUUGUUCCCUGGGGACCUGUCUGGGAAGUGUCCCAGCUCCACGUGGAUAACUGCCGGCGCGAGUGGUGGACGAAUCUGCUGCUGCUAAAUAACUUCGUAUCGGUCCAAAGCGCGUGCAACGGCUGGACGUGGUACCUCGCCAACGACUUCCAGUUCCACCUCCUCACGCCGGGGCUCGUCCUCCUCCACAGAAAAAGUAAACAUGUCCUUGUCCUCCUCGGGGCCAUGCUGUUCUUGGCAUCUUUCACCGCCACAGCUCUGCUCACACUGGCUUACUCCCUUCCGGUCGCAGCUCCAUCAGAAGUGAGUGAAAACGUGACCUUGUUGUACUUCUCUGAGUACUAUACGAAGCCCUACUGCCGAUUCGGACCCUUCCUGGUGGGCCUCUUUCUGAGCAUUUUCAUGCACCAAAACCACCAGGCAAAUAUUCUUAAGACCAAGACGCAGGCCCUGCUGGGCUGGACUUGCUCCCUGUCCACCCUGUUCGCAGUGGUCGCGCUGGCAUACGCAGUGGACGAUGCGUCGGCCCCCUCUUCGCUGGCCGCCGCUCUGUACCAGGCCCUCCACCGGACCCUGUGGGCCGCAGCCGUGGGCUGGGUCGUGUUUGCGUGUCAGGAAGGCUAUGGAGGGCUGGUGAACCGGCUGCUUUCCUGCCAGAUCUGGGCUUUCCUGGCCAGCAUCAGUUAUGCCUGCUACUUGGUACAUCCGAUUCUCAUCAUGCUCUACAAUGGACUUCAAGAAACGCUCAUUCACUACAGCGACACCAACAUGUUCUAUCUUUUCUCCGGACACUGUUUGCUGACUGUCAUCACGGGGCUGGCCCUGACGCUCUUCAUUGAGAAACCAUGUCAGGAGCUGAAGCAGUACCUGUUGGGACCAAUGCCUGCUGGGCCAUGA
This is a messenger RNA of Suricata suricatta (meerkat), 2151 nucleotides long. RefSeq names its product O-acyltransferase like protein. Bases 1 to 2151 code for a protein of 716 amino acids. The transcript has 17 exons. NCBI's taxonomy places the organism in Eukaryota, Metazoa, Chordata, Mammalia, Carnivora, Herpestidae. The record is from RefSeq and is a predicted model, not a curated record. Gene Ontology annotation, molecular function: acyltransferase activity, transferring groups other than amino-acyl groups.